Molecule: messenger RNA, 1083 nt
Organism: Pelagomonas calceolata
Lineage: Eukaryota; Pelagophyceae; Pelagomonadales; Pelagomonadaceae
Source: the annotation of a GenBank genome assembly
GUGACACACUAGAAAGGCAGGCUCUUUAGAGCAAAAUCGCUCAAUCGCUGCGUCUUUGCACCUAGAAUCACGCCUGUGGCAGCGCACGCACCCCCUGGCGACGACGCAAUCGAAAGCGGCGCUCCAUUUGCACCACUGCGCGCAGAGCACUGCCCAAGUGCAGCCAGAGCGCGCUUGUGCAACUCGUGCGUGCCCAAUACUGCAUCAGUAUCGCUGUGCAAAAAUAGCACCACAAUCAUAAGCGCAAAAAGCGAUCAAAUGGUGCGCCUCGUCUACGCCUGGGCGGCCACCGUAGCGGCAGCGCUGCAGCGCGCGCCGCGGCCGCGCCUCAGCUCGCGGCGGAGCGCCGCCGCCGCGAGCGACGACGGCGACUGGUUCGCGCCGCGCCACCGCGCGUCCUGCACCUUUGUUGAUGAUGGUGCGUGGCCUCGAUUAGAGGCAGCGGCCCGAGCGUUGUACGACUGGAACGCCAAGAUCAACGUCGUGUCGCGCAAGGGCCUCGACCCCAUCACACUCAUUGAAAGACACUACCUGCCGUCGCUCGCAUUACUGGAGGCGCCGCCACUCCAACAGCUGCCGGCGGGCGCGCGCGUCGUCGACGUCGGUACGGGCGGUGGGUUCCCGGGCCUGCCGCUGGCGAUCUGCCGGCCCGACCUGAAAUUCGACCUCGUCGACUCGAGGAAAAAGAAGAUCGACGUCGUAGUGGCGUGCGCCGAGGCCGCGAAUUGCGAGAACGUGGACAGUAUAGCAGGGCGCGCCCCGGCGGAUCUGAAGGGCCGGCGCUACGAUCUGGUGCUGGGCCGGUCCGUGAAGAACCUGCCCGAUUUUUUUGACACGAUCUCGCCGCUCCUGUCGACGGAGGGCAGCGUGCUGUACAUCAAGGGCGGGGACCUGGAGGAGGGCGUCUCUGCGCCUUUGGAUUCGUGGGCCGUCGCCGAUUUGCUGGGCGGCGUCGUCGACACGGACAAGGUCGCGCUGCACUUCGCGGGCGCGGACGUGGCGGGGCCGCGGCGGCGGCGAUGAUAUAAUUGUUGGCUUGUUUAUUCAGAGUGAGAGCGAGUCGGUAUAUAUUCGGCUGAAAAA